This is a messenger RNA of Jatropha curcas, 1067 nucleotides long. The record is from RefSeq and is a predicted model, not a curated record. Lineage: Eukaryota; Viridiplantae; Streptophyta; Magnoliopsida; Malpighiales; Euphorbiaceae.
ACAUUUGGCACCUUAGCUAUUACUUAUACAAUUACAUCCAGGGGUCAUGUAUAGUUGUUAUAACAUUUUCGUUAAUUCCUUAAAGAAUUAUAUGAGAUGAUUCAAAGGCUUUUUCUGACAAUAUUGAUUGAUAAUCUUCUCUUACAUCUAGGUGAAGACAAUGUUGACCUGUUAUUAGAGAUUCUCACGGAAUGUUCUGGUCUUCAAAAAUCAAACUCCCAGUCAUCAGAUUCUCUAGAUAGCUUGUUUGAUGACAAGGAUGCAAGCAAUCCUCCAGAAUAUUCCACAUUUGUUGAACCAAAAGAGGUAACAAGCUGGGAUCUUAUUAUGUUUAUGCCAAAUCACUUGUUUUCCAGUUCUAACUUGAAGAUAUAUGAUGAGUAUUUGAGGCUAAAUCCUCAGGAUCUGUCCAAAUGUAUGGAGGUUCUUCCAGUCUGCUCAAUUAUUAUUGAUCAAGUCUUCUGUCAGUACCUCCUCCUCCCAAUUUAUCUGCAGCUGUAAAAGCGUUUAACCUUGACAAUAUGAUUAUUUCCAGCUGGUGCAUCUUUUUAUUUGGAUUUUUUUCCCAAUUGUUUGUUGCAUCAAGCAUAAAUUUUUUUGAUUUAUGGAUAUAUUUUGCACAUCAGGAAUCAUGGUCUGGAUAAUUGUAAGCUUUUGAAAAUUAGUCAUUAUCUUAUUCUAAUAUCUCUUUUGCUGGAUGAGCUAUGCUUUAAUGGUUGAAAUUCCAUGCACUUACAUUUAUCCAUGACUUUUUGUUCACACGAAGUUUGGUUUCUUUGCUGUGAACUUGUGGAAAACAUUGAUUUGAAAUUCAGCUGGAUGAUUGUGUCUCAUGGUGAUUUCAUACCAUAGUUUAGUAGGAGAUUUAAUACUUCAUUGGAUUUUGUUAAAUCUUUGAUCUUUUGCAGGAGCCAGAUUUAUCUGGGAUUUAUGAUGACAAAAGAUCAUCUUUAUUAAAGAUGAAUUUCUCUGUAGAGGAGGUUGAUUUUGCAAUGGAAAAGCUCGGUACAUAAACGUAUAUUUUUGGCAGCUUUUUGUGCGUGAAUGCCAGAGAACACUUUGACUUU